Rasamsonia emersonii CBS 393.64 is the source of this 1527-nucleotide messenger RNA. Its product is annotated as pH-signaling protein PalC. The transcript is spliced from 2 exons. Gene Ontology annotation, cellular component: plasma membrane. Gene Ontology annotation, biological process: cellular response to pH. NCBI's taxonomy places the organism in Eukaryota, Fungi, Ascomycota, Eurotiomycetes, Eurotiales, Trichocomaceae. The coding region runs from base 1 to 1527 and encodes 508 amino acids. The record is from RefSeq and is a predicted model, not a curated record.
AUGGUAUACGCCUUCCCCCUCCCGACCACCUCCCAUCUCGCCUUCCAGACCUACCUCUCGUCCAGCACCCACCCCUCUCUCCCGCAAUCUGCCUCGACGGCACGACAUGCCCUCCGGCUGGCGCUGAAGACGCACAAGCGACUACCACCACGGGAACGGGAGACCCAUCUCCAGACCGUCUUGAAUGCUCUCAACGAGUAUCUGCCUUACCUCUUUGCGAUUUCCCAUGGUCUGAGCGGCAAGACUGUCGGGAGCGGUGGUGGGGUAGGCGAGGAGGUAGAGAUCACGCUUCGUGCAGAGAUUGAAGUCGAAUGGCGGCCCGUCUUGACGUCCAGCUCAUCCCUGCUGAAGGGGAUGCGGGAUGGCGGGCGCGUGAAGGGCCGAGGCCUCGAUUUCGAGAUCGCCUUCGUGCUGUCAACGUUGGGAUAUGUGCUGUCGGGUCUGGCGAGGGUCGGGGUGCUGCGCACCUUGUACGCCGCCUCAACUCCAACAGCAGAGCAGCGCACUGCUGCUGUCCAGGCUGCGACGAAGCAGCUGCUUCAGACCAGUUCUGUGCAUUCCCUGCUCGCGUCCUCUUACAAUCUUGUGGUGGAGGGUUCUGCUACGGUGCCCGAUCUCGACUCCACGACACAGUCCGCGCUCUCGUCGUUGGCUCUCGCCGAGGCAACGCUGCUGGCGGUUCUGAAAGAUGAUGCCUACACGUUUGCCUGUAUCCAGGCUCGCAACCCGCACGACAAGGACUGGAUGGUCCGGCCGCCGGAGAUUCCCAAAGUGCGAGCGCUGCUGUUCGCACGGUUGUGUGUUCGCGCGGCUGAGUAUGCAGAGCAGGCUGCCGCGGGACUUGGGUCAGUGGGAGCCGGGGGUCGGAACAGCAGCAGCGCAGCGGGGAAGAUCGACGAAGAUCUAGUGAAAUAUGCACAGACACUGGGCAAGGUCGCGCGGGCGAAAGCCUGCCGGUUCUUUGGCGUGGACGCGGAGAUGGCGGGCAAGGUUGGAGAGGGGAUCGCAUGGCUGAGAGCGGGGAAAGGCGCUUUGGGGUUCAAGCGGGCGCUGGCGCCUGAGGGAGAAGCUACAGGAAAGGGAAGUGGUACUAUAUCCCGGUUGAAACGAGAAUGGGCAGAACGCAGAGAGGAGCGCAAGUUGGAGAAAGGCAAUGCUGGAGGAGGAGCAGGACACGACGGUGAGUUGGACCGCGGAGACGAUGCCGGGUGGGAGGAAGAAUGUCGGGUGCUCGACAUGUUGGAGACGAAAUGGGUGAAGAUGAACAAUACAGUUAGCUCACACGUCAUCCCACCAUCUGCAUCUCUGCUUUCGAACCUGCCUUCCGGCCGGGAUAUCCAUAGUGCUCCUGCGCCAUACACGCCGCCGUCGUUGGACGAAGAUCAACUCGUCCGCAUGCGGGCUCCCCCGGACGAGGGGGAGCAGCAACUGCCCGGGAUGGAUGACAGUGAUGAGGAGGUCAGUCCAGGGGAACCCCCGGCAGGAUUUCCCUCUAGGCCUGUGACGACGGACAGUACUUAUUUUUGA